AUGGAGCAUUUAAAUAAUCGUGUUGGUCGAACAUUACGAGAACGAAGUCAACUUCGUCGAGAUGCUUAUAGUACGAGUUCUCGUUCUUCACCAAUUUUACCUUCGACAAGAUCAACAACUUUUAUUAAUUCAACAGGAUGGACUCAACCUGUUUAUUAUACAGAAUCAUUUGGUUUUAAUAAUGAUCCUAAAUGUGAAACACUUGCUGUUUCUUAA
Rotaria sp. Silwood2 is the source of this 216-nucleotide messenger RNA. The record is from the annotation of a GenBank genome assembly. NCBI's taxonomy places the organism in Eukaryota, Metazoa, Rotifera, Eurotatoria, Philodinida, Philodinidae.